AUGGCGUCUCCCACAAGCUCGAGUGGCACAGGCCCCGAGUCCUUGCGAUUGUCGGAGAUCGAGAGUGCGCAUCUGUGCCCUGCAGGCCGCAUGAAGAUGGAGGAGCUUUUCCGGCAGUGGCUUAACGUGGAUGGCACGAAGGAAAUGAUCCAGAACAUGGUGGCCGAUCUACGUCAGGGCAAGGAGCUUAACCUGGACGCAUUGCUAACUACAGUCAGCACUGUCGGCAGUGGAGCUGACUCGCCCUCGCGUAGCCCCAAGCGGCCGCCUAAUUACCAGUUCGGCAUGCUCAGUCCCGGCUCAGCCGGCAGCCCCAGCGCUCGCAGACGACACCAGCACCUGGUCAGUCUCUUCGGAGAUGAGCUCCACAAUGCUGCAGCCGCAGUUGCUGCCGUUGCAGUGGAGACUGAAGCACCAAAGACCGAGGAAACAGAAGCUGCUGCGUCGUCGGACGACGUAGACAUGACUGCUGGAGACAGUGAGCCUACUAAUGAUAACGAUGGAGCGAGUGCACAGGAAACCCCAGCAGAGAACCAGGAGGAACCUACAACACCUGUAGAAGCCGAUACGGACGAGAAUAUGGAGGGGGAACAGGAACCGCAGACGGUGGAGGAAGCUGCCAAGGCCGAGGAGCCUGCAGCAGCUGAACCAGACCACCCCAUGGCCGAGGAGGCCCCGAAACAGGUUCAGAUCCCCAGGUUUUACACGCCUGGCGAAGGCCGACGUGGCCGGUUGCGUGGUUUGUCUACAGACGCGAUGGCUCGCAAGGCAUCGGACAUCGAGGCGCGUUUCCGUGAGUUUCCGGAGGGCAUGAAGGUGGAGGAUUUCGUGGCCAUUACCAAGGAUCUGUGCGGCUUCCCGUCGUUUUUCAACGCGCCGUUUUUUAGACGCAUCCUCGCGACUUGUGGAGCAGCGGGAGAGACAACACCAAAGCCACCGUCCAGUCCAGUAGCGGAGGACUCUUCUAGCCCCACGAGUGCUGAUGGCGGCAUGACACCCCAACGUAUUACGAAGGAUAUGUUCCAGAGCUACUGGAUGCGCGAGAUGGCUCCAUGUGACAGCGUGGAGCGAUUCUUUAGAGUAGUGAAACAACCGAAGAACGACUUCAUAGAGCGAGACGACUUCGCGCCAUUUUUGCAUGAACUGCUGAAAUAUCAUCCUGGUCUAGAGUUCCUUGGGGGUACUCCCGAGUUUCAGGAGAAAUAUGCCUUGACUGUGGUUGUACGGAUAUUUUAUUCCGUCGAUAGAGACAGUAGCGGUCGAAUUACGUUGCGGAAGCUGAGACGCAGUAAUCUCAUAAGCGCGUUUAACACUGUGGACGAGGAAGAAGACAUCAACAAGGUGAACUCGUACUUCUCGUAUGAACAUUUCUACGUGCUGUACUGCAAAUUUUGGGAGCUGGACACGGACCACGACUUUCUUCUCAGUCCCGACGACCUUGUUCGCUAUGGUGGCCACGCGCUUACACGAAUCAUUGUGGAUCGUAUCUUCGAACGCGGCCGGCGUCCAUUUGCUCGCGUCCAGACGCUGACGUCCGAGGAAAAGAAGAAAAUGAGCUACGAAGACUUCAUUUACUUUAUGCUCUCGGAGGAAGACAAAGCAAAUCCG
Phytophthora nicotianae INRA-310 is the source of this 1608-nucleotide messenger RNA. RefSeq lists its product as hypothetical. Gene Ontology annotation, biological process: protein dephosphorylation. The transcript has 6 exons. Gene Ontology annotation, cellular component: protein phosphatase type 2A complex. Gene Ontology annotation, molecular function: protein phosphatase regulator activity. The annotation marks the transcript as partial. The record is from RefSeq and is a predicted model, not a curated record. Lineage: Eukaryota; Oomycota; Peronosporomycetes; Peronosporales; Peronosporaceae.